Messenger RNA from Balaenoptera musculus (blue whale), 1574 nucleotides. RefSeq names its product cAMP-dependent protein kinase inhibitor beta (gene PKIB). Gene Ontology annotation, molecular function: cAMP-dependent protein kinase inhibitor activity. Gene Ontology annotation, biological process: negative regulation of cAMP-dependent protein kinase activity. The transcript is spliced from 5 exons. The record is from RefSeq and is a predicted model, not a curated record. Bases 264 to 593 code for a protein of 109 amino acids. Gene Ontology annotation, cellular component: nucleus; cytoplasm. Lineage: Eukaryota; Metazoa; Chordata; Mammalia; Artiodactyla; Balaenopteridae.
GCUCAGACGCGGUCGCACCCUCGUGGACGAUAGAGGCGGCAGCGACCUAGAGCCCGCGUCGCAGUUCGCGGCCACGUAGAGGCCGGGCGAGCCCGGGCACCGGGACCCGGCCCAGGCUCGGCGAGCAGCUCUGCGCGCGGCUGGGGUCAUGGUAUACUGAAAAAGCACUCAAUCAAGAGAAAUCUGGGGGGAGCUGGAAACUAUCAAGUUAUUGAGGCCACACAGGGGGCAGAAAAGAUAGAGCCCCUGGGCCACAGACCACCAUGGAUGUGCACCUCGAUAACCCUGGGGGUCAGGAGAGCACAAGCAACAGCGGCAAGGGAAGCAGCAGCACAGGAAACCAGCAAGAUGUUGCUAUGAGGACAGAUUCAUCAAAAAUGACGGAUGUGGAGCCUGUGGUCAACAAUUUUGCAUCAUCAGCAAGGGCAGGCCGCCGGAAUGCUCUAGCAGACAUCCAGGGUUCAGCUGCCACGGGCGGAACCUCGGAGUUGCCCCUCAAACUGGAGGUCCUCUCCGGGAAGGAAGAUGUGAAAAAGAAAGAUAAAGAAACAGCACAAGACCAAUUGGAAAAGCCCAAAGAUGAAGGAAAAUGAAGGCUCAUUACCUAUCAAAAGUGCUGAAUUUCUGCACAUUGAAAGACUUAGUGGCUCUGCUUUCCUGAGAUGUUUGAUCUGGUAGUAACUAUGGUAACAUUGCUGCCCUAAGCAACAUGUGUGUACUAGAUAAUUUUGUUGUGACGCUACUCACUUGGAUUGCAACCAUGAUGUCCAGUGUAGGUUAUUAAAAGGCAGAUUACUUCCGAAUUGCACCCAAGAGAGAGGUUAAGAAUGCAUGGUCACUUAAACACAUAUCAUUGUCUAUAAACCCAACAAAAUCCAACGUUCUCUUUUGGAUUUCUUUAGCCAGAUAUAUUUUUAAUUCCAUUUUUAUGGUGAUGGGUAAGCCAUUUCUUGGUAAAUAUCAGUCAAACACUAUUAAUUUAAAACUUCAUGGGAUUUGUAGGAAAUUGUGGUUUUGGUGAGAAAGAAUGAUAGAAUAGUAAAAAAUGCAUCAGUAAAAGUAUGUUUGUUUUUAUCCAAAAAUGCACCAUUUUUUUCUCAAACCUUACAAAGAUUUGGAAAAAUAGUAAAAUUUGACAACUCAGACAUCUCUAGGAAGUUUUUGUUUGAUGUAUUUUGCUUCUAGUCUCUGCAUACUGAUUUUUCAUGUGGACUCUUAAAAUGGAAAAUUUGUGAUGAGUAGUUUAUAUGGAAUAUGCCUAUUAAAUGAAUCUCGCGAUCUUCCUUAACUUCGGUGUGUGUGUGCGCGCAUAUAUUUUUCUUUAAUGUGAAUUACACAAAACACUUUACUAGUUGCUUUAUAUUGUCCUUUCUUAUUGUUAGGGCUUUUGUGUAUGUGACUUGUUUCUAUAAUAAUUUCCUCAGGAAUGCAGACAUUAAUUUUUAUAUCUUUCCUAAACUAGCUAACAUAAUAGUAAGCACUUAAGUAUUUAGUGAAUGGUGUAGGUAGAAAUAGCAAAAUACUUGCUUUUAAUAUUUAUUUAAGUAUAUAUUUUAAAAGGAAUGAAACCAAAA